AUGGAAGCUACCAUGUUCCAUUCUUCAAAGCUUGUGUUCAAUCCUGAACCUCACAAUCUCUUCUAUCACCUCUUCACUUUUUCCUUCACCAUCUCUCCCCACCGGUUUCAAUCUCUACAAUCCCUUCAAUUCCCCACCACAAAACGAAAUAUAUACUGCCAAAAAAACCGCGACAUCGCCUUCGAGGAUGGCAUCUUCGAAAACGACAGAGUUUACAGUCCCACCACUAACAACACCACCAAACUCAAAGCGAGAUCAAGGAAGAAAGUGUCGCCGAUUGUGUGUGAGAAUUUGGUUCCGGACAAGUGGAGAGAAGCUCAGGCACAGACCAAAAUCACCAUUAACGAGAGACGCAAAAAGAAGAGAAGAAAGUUGGUUCCUUUCAAGGGUGAGGAGAAAAUUGGGCAAUAUAGAACUGUGGAGAAGAAGGGAAAAGAAAAUGGAAAAGGGUUGAGUCGAUACGGGGAUGUAAAUUGGAACGAGUACAAGGCUUCUAAGAGGGCAAUAUUGAAUCACCUGAAUCCUCUGGUUCUCAAAAACCCUUCUAGGUUUCGCAUCAAUGAGAAGGUUCCAGAACCUGACUUUAAUGGUGAGCGUGUAGAGCCUAAGAAUCCAAGAGGGGUUGUUCAUGGGAAGGGUAUGCAGGAUGUCUUACAGUUUUUCAAUAGUGGGAGCUACAAUCCUACUGCUAACACCGCUAAUGAAGAUCGUCGGAAGUUGUUUGUUAUUAAUAAGGAGGAGAUGUUCUUGUUGAACAAGCGAAUGCCGGACUUGGCGCCUGCUACAUCAGGUAAAUGGCUUCCUCUGCACACAUUUGCUUCAUGUGGAGAAUUUUACCUUUUAGAUUCUUUGUUGAAGCAUAAUGUCGACAUCAAUGCGGUUGAUAAGGAUGGUUUGACUGUCCUUCACAAGGCAAUUGGCAAAAAGCAGGCCAUAACCAAUUAUCUUCUGAGAAACUCAGCUAAUCCGUUUGUGCAGGAUAAAGAGGGGGCCACUUUGAUGCACUAUGCCGUACAAACAGCUUCUACUGAGACAAUUGAAUUACUCUUAUUCUAUAAUGUGGAUAUAAAUCUUCAGGACAAAGAUGGUUGGACACCAUUACAUCUUGCAGUUCAAACUCAGAGACCCAAUUUAGUGAGGCUUCUGCUGCUUAAAGGUGCCAAUAAGACAUUAAGAAACAAGGAUGGUUUAACUCCGCUUGACCUUUGUCUUUACUCGGGUCAAUUGUUGUCGAAAUCCAAGCCAGGGAGUUUGGUACCUACUUCUGGAAAACCUAAUGAUAGUGUAAAUGAAUCAAAAACAGAUGCCUCAACCAAAGAUAUUAUCCUGAGCUCUGGUUUUGUUCGCCUUGAUGGGGAUGGUAGUGAUUAUCCGGGCCAAAAUAAUGUGUUAUUUCCCAGUUUGUGA
This is a messenger RNA of Sphenostylis stenocarpa, 1407 nucleotides long. The record is from the annotation of a GenBank genome assembly. Lineage: Eukaryota; Viridiplantae; Streptophyta; Magnoliopsida; Fabales; Fabaceae.